Triplophysa dalaica is the source of this 5407-nucleotide messenger RNA. RefSeq names its product sorting nexin 19b (gene snx19b). Gene Ontology annotation, molecular function: phosphatidylinositol binding. The record is from RefSeq and is a predicted model, not a curated record. Lineage: Eukaryota; Metazoa; Chordata; Actinopteri; Cypriniformes; Nemacheilidae. Bases 150 to 3083 code for a protein of 977 amino acids. The transcript has 12 exons. Gene Ontology annotation, cellular component: intracellular membrane-bounded organelle; early endosome membrane.
CGACGAGGAAGAUGUGAAAACCAAAACACUGGAAGGCCGUCAGAGCCACCGGUCUCAAAUAUUAAACAUGCAUUGUUUGGAUUGCAGCUUUAUUUUUUUACAAUUUACGUCCGACAUAAAUGUGGUUAAGAAGCAUGUAAACUUCUGCCAUGUCUCACCCUGAAAGUCUCAACACAAGCCUUUGGGGCUUACCUGAGCUUUUGGUCCAGAGGAGGCUGCUUGGUUUUGGGGCACUCUUGGCUUGGGUGGUCCUCUUUCACCUUCUGGUCAAUGUUUGGCUUCUCUGUUUGUUCACCAGUCUCUUAGUGGUCUUAGGUGGUUGGCUUGGCUCUCAGGCUGUCCUUGACUCUGACAGUGUUGUUCAUCUAGAGCGGUUUGUGAAGCUGGAGGAGAUCCCAUUUAGUGCUGAGAGUGAGCAGUUACUGGAGGAGGAAAUCCAGAAGACAGUUGGCAAGAUCAUUCGUGAUUUUGUCUCAUCAUGGUACAGCACCGUGUCUAGAGAGCAAGAGUUUGAGGAUGAAGUGCAAAAUGCCAUGAUCUCCAUGGCCAUGGAGCUCAAGGGUCGAGCAGCAAAAGUAGAUCGUAAAGCUUUAACACGGAGGAUAUUCGAUCUUUCUGGUUGCCAUCUCCAGUGCUACUUGAGUGCCAAGGGAAGCCUCGAAGGGGGAGAGGGUGGGAAAGAUGGAGACGAUGCUACCAAAUUCUGGGAGGCGUACAGCAAGUUCUGCUUACCCCACCCUGCUCUUCAGAGCUCUGCCGUUGAGGUGAAUUAUGUGAGGGCAAUGGUGGAUCUUCUUCUACACGUUCUUGUACCAUCUCCACAUUUAGAAACGAGAACAGGACGGUUUGUAGUGGGUGAGCUCAUAACGUGCAAUGUUUUUCUGCCUUUAAUAGCAAAACUGUCCGACCCAGAUUGGUUAAACAUGUUGAUCGUUAGUGUUUUUACAAAAUCCAGUCAAUCAACACCAGAGCCAAAUCCAGUAGAUAUUCAGCCUCCACCACAGGUCAAAUGUAAUCAAGAAAACACACAACAGGAACUUGAGGUUCCUUGCGUAUUGCCCUUAAAAGUCGCCCCUGACACCCCCACAGCUAUGGAGACCCCCACACCAGAACUGUCAGCAUAUGAUGUCAUGGACUCCACUGAACUUUUUUCACCGCACAAUCUGGAGGAAGAUGAACCGCAGCCGACGAAACCGUUUCCGUCUGGAUUUGGCCCGAGAGAUUAUCUGAGACUCGGCAAGCCCAAUCCAUUUUAUCAAGAAACGGACUCUGACCUCGAGUCUCCAUUGACAGACUUUAAGAGGAGCUCUCUGGAAUCACUGGUUUUGAUCAGCACAGAGGAGGCUCUUUCUGAGAGACUCACUGAAUGCACCACUCCAGUAGACACUGUCCUAGACCUUGAGGAUGAAUUGCACACCUACACCAAUUCAACAGAUAAGGAGUGCCCCAAAGUUAGCGUCUCGGACCAAAAGGAGUUUUCUUUACAUUCCACCCUCGUACCAGAGGAAGAGUCGUCAAGCUUUUGCAAUCUCCACCCACCAGAGAAGAGUGCCGAGAAAGGGUUGACGUGUGCGUAUCAGCCUGGUUUGCCAAUCCCAGGUGAGCUAAAUCUGACUGCACCCCUGCAGGCCUCCUCGCCAGCUUCUGGAAACUGUCUGGCACCUUUCAACUUUGAGCCUCUCAGCAGUCCAGAAGGUCCGGUCAUUAUUCAGAACCUUCGCAUCACCGGUACCAUCACGGCCAAGGAGCACAGAGGCACUGGCUCGCAUCCAUACACUCUCUACACUGUAAAGUACGAGACAGCCGUAGACUCUGAGAAUCCUGAAUCUUUGCAGCCUAUGGCCUAUCACACUGUCAACCGCCGAUACAGCGAAUUCCUCAACCUUCAGACCCGUUUGGAAGAGAAACCAGAAUUACGCAAAAUUCUUAAAAAUGUAAAAGGACCGAAGAGGAUCUUUCCUGAACUUCCUUUUGGAAACAUGGAUAGUGACAAAGUGGAAGCCAGGAAAGGAUUGUUAGAAACAUUCCUCAGACAACUUUGCUCAAUUCCUGAAACGGCCAACAGUGAGGAAAUGCAGGAAUUUCUCGCUUUGAACACCGAUGCAAGGAUUGCUUUUGUGAAGAAACCAUUCAUCGUUUCACGCAUUGACAAGAUUGUAGUGAACGCUAUAGUGGACACACUGAAGACGGCUUUCCCUCGCUCAGAACCACAGAGUCCUACUGAAGACACAGACAUAGAGCCUGAUGGGAAACUCACCACUGACAAAAAAUCAAAGUCAAGAAUGAGGUUCUCCAGUAAAGUCCAACCUUCUCUCAACGUGUCUGACAUGAGACCCAAAGUGCUUUACUGCUUUGAUGAAAGCAGUACUGUUUUUAAUGGCUUCUUGUUGAACGGACUGGAGAGCUUCAUCUCAGAGAAGGAGACUUUGGAGGGUAAAGCUCCUGGCUUUGAUGCUGAUGGAGAGAGAGGUGGAGUUCAGGGCGCCAAAUGGGACAUGAAACACUGUUCAUGUGCAAGAGCGAACCUAGAAAGUGGGCCUGUCAUCAGUGAUAUUGCUAGAGAGACGUCUCUGUCUGACCUGGCUCUGAAUAUCCUGUGUCUACUCAUGAAGGAUCAGUGGAGCUGUCUGUGCACGGAGAACAUUCAGAGGACUAUCAGACUGCUGUUUGGAACCCUCAUAGAAAGGUGGCUGGACAUGGGUGUUGACAAUUUGACCUGCACACAGUAUUGGGUGACUUAUCUGCGGGUGCUUCAGGAGGCCAUCUGGCCUGGAGGUAAUCUGCCGGCUCUACCUCGGCCCCAUCGCAGCCAGGAGCAAAAAGAAGAAAGCAGAAAACAGGCCCAGCACUGCCUUAUGAAACUACUGCCAGAUCUGGUCUCCGAUAUGCUUGGUUCUGAGAAGUACAAGAUCUCUUGGCAGAUGGUUGUGGAUUCCUUUCAGGACCCCACUAUAAACAGGCACCUUGUUUACUGCAUCUGGGAUCUGCUUAUCGAAUUUCUCGUCCCAGAGGCAUCCGACAGGAGCUUUCAGAAAACGCUCCUGCACAGCCUGUCUAAAAACGCUGAGAAGUUGCCGCCGUAGUUCCAUGGAGCAGACCAGACGCAAAACCACGCUGACAAAUCCAACAUGUCACUCAUAAACAUGUUAAAGAGCAGCAGUUAGCGGUAAGCUGAAGUACACGCUGGAAGAUGUGAGCAGAGAUUGUCUUGCGUUAAGAGAGUGGAUUUGGAUCCGCGUUUGCGGUGUCUGGCACCAAUUUAGUCUCUCUAUUUCUGGGACUCAAACACACCAUGUAUAUCCGGGCUAGCUUUGAUUAAUGGCCACCUGUUUUGUGUUUCAUCAAAAACACAAGUCCCAUCUCUAAAGCUCCCCGUACCGGAUCUGAAUUAGUUGCGAGAUUUUUAUCCACAUUGUUUCCACUUCAGAUUUGGGGAAACUUCUUACAGAUGGACUUUACAUUUAAUAAUCAGUCUGAAUUCAGAACAUGGCCAGUUCCCUGCAUUCUUACUUUGGUUUUACAGGCCUUUUAAUCUUGAUGUAGCUGUUUACACAUAUUCCCUCGCUCUACACGUACACACACUUGGUAAUCAUGCCUCCAUCAGAGAUGUUUUCCUGUCUUCUUACGGGAGAAGCGCAUUUAAUUCCCAUGAGAUUCUUCUGAAGUUGUUCACACAUGUCACAUCUGCUUUUGGUGUCACAGUAAUGCUCUACGUGCUUUGUGGUCUUUCAGCCAAGUUAAUAAGACUUGAAAACGUAACGUCUCUCUUCACAACAUGUGAUUAAGUGGUUUGAAACUGCCCCGAUGUUAAAAGGUCAAGUUUAUGCGUCAAAAACAGGGCCAGGUUUCAAAACAUUUGUUGUCCUGAAAUUCUGCAAAGGCUGACUGUUGUGGGCCUUGUAUUCCUUCUCAUUCCAGGUGAAGUGAUGUCUAAUGUAAAUAAGUUAAAUCCGAUGUGUUGAAGGAAGUUUAUUUGCUUUAGAUAAGUUGUGUAGGGGGCAAAAGGGACAGUUCACCCAAAGAAAGGAAUAUUUUGUCAUCAUUCAUUCACCUACAAACCUGUAUGACAUUCUUUGUUCUGUUGUACACAAAAGAAGAUCUUUUCGUGAAACCAAGAAAUUCUGGGGCACCAUUAACCACCAAAGUAUAAUUUUGUGCUACAGUGGUAGCCAAUAGUGUCCCAGAACUGUUUGGUAGCAAACAUUCUUUCAAAUAUGUAUGCAGAUGUGUACAGAUUUGGAACAAUUUGAGGUUGUGUAAAUAAUGACAGCAUUUUCAUUUUUGGGUGAACUUUACUUUUAAUUAAUACAUUUUAACCAAUGAAAGCGGACCACAUUUACUCAUAAGCACGCCCCUGUAGUUAGUUCUUUACAUUAAGCAUUUCCAAAUCUUCCUAUAAAGGUUCAUGCACAAACUCUUGUAUAGACAUGUGUCACACGCAUCUUAACUAGCAGUUAUAUCUUCAUGCUCUUUAAAAAUUAAAUGUCGCUUCAGUCUUCAUGCAAGUAUUCUUAUUUUAUGGUUUACACAUUUUCUUUAGGCUGCUGCCUCUAAAGAUUCUAGCAAAAUCAGAUAAUGUCUCAAUUGCCUUAAUGUGUGUAAAUAAAUACUUCAAUUUAUAUAAACACUUGUUAUAGAUGCACAUGUGGCACAACAGUAAAAGAGGCUAGUUCAUCCUCAAGAUGAAGUAGAAUUAAUUUCCAAUGUUUCCAAAAGUGUUAUUAUCACAAUAUUUUGUUACUUUGGCACAAUGCUUUAUUAACAUAGUUGCUUUCUGUAGUCAUUAUUUUGCUUGCAAAAGCAGUCCAGUAGUUUUGUGAUGUGAUCAUGUUAACUAGGCGCAUGCAGAUUUUCCUGCACUGUGAGUCCUACUGCUGUUGUUUAGCAUCAUGCAUUACAUUGACAGCUUCACAACACCGUGCUUAAUACGCUGAAUGUUGCACUAUUUCUGUAAGUGAUCUGGUGAGUGUAUAUCAUAGGCCUUAUGUUGUCCUGAUGUGUGAUGAAACAUGAGGUGCAGCAGUGGAUAUCGUCAUUAAUAAUUCAGUGGAAAUGCAUUUUACAGGGAUGUUGUCAUUUGUUUUCUAGCAUGUGCCUGUGUUUUUACUUUCUGUUGCAAGGUAUGAUAUUAAUUGUUGUAACUUAUUCUAAUUUAAUUGUGAAUCAAUUGUCAGCGAUAAUAUAGUUGUGAUCUGAAACAAGGAAAAACAGUUUGUACCAAAAAACAUCAAGUACUAAGAUAUAUAUUAAAUGGAGUAAACUGAUCUACAAAAAUAUGAAUGGACACUGUUUUUUUAUUCCUUAGGUCACACUGAGACCCACAGAUUACGUGUAGUUAAAGAAAGGAAGAAUGUGUAAAUAAUGUGUUGUUAUUCCUCAUCAUAACAAUAAAAUUCAACCCACUGUA